Molecule: messenger RNA, 1359 nt
Organism: Oryza brachyantha (malo sina)
Lineage: Eukaryota; Viridiplantae; Streptophyta; Magnoliopsida; Poales; Poaceae
Product: flavin-containing monooxygenase FMO GS-OX-like 8
Exons: 4
Coding region: 1-1359 (452 amino acids)
Molecular function (GO): NADP binding; flavin adenine dinucleotide binding; N,N-dimethylaniline monooxygenase activity
Source: RefSeq, a predicted model, not a curated record
AUGGUGUGCAACAGCAAGCUACCGGUGCAGUGGAAGAAGGUCUGCGUCGUCGGGGCGGGCAUGGCCGGCCUGGCGGCGGCGCGGGAGCUGCGCCGGGAAGGGCACGCCGUGAGGGUGCUGGAGCAGGGCGGCGACGUGGGCGGGCAGUGGCGGUACGACCCGCGCACCGACGGCGACGAUCCGCUCGGCGCGGCGCCGGUGCGCGUGCACGGCAGCAUGUACGCGUCGCUCCGCCUCAUCAGCCCCCGCGAGGCCAUGGGCUUCACCGACUUCCCCUUCGUGCCCAGCUCAGGCGGCGGCCGCGACCCCCGCCGCUUCCCCGGCCACCGCGAGGUGUUCCACUACCUCAGGGACUUCUGCGACGCGUUCGGCCUCAUGGACGCCGUCCGGCUCAACACCAGGGUCCUCCGCGUCGCCGUGGCGCCCCGUCGUCAAGGCCCCGCCGGCGGCGAGCCGAAAUGGGUGGUCAGGUCCGUACGCGUCGGCGAGCGCGAUGACACCGAUGUUCAAGAAGAGGUGUUCGACGCCGUCGUCGUCGCUAACGGAGACUACUCGCAGCCCAGCCUUCCAACCAUCAAAGGAAUGGAGGUGUGGAGGCGACGGCAACUGCACAGCCACUCGUACCGGCUGCCUGAGCCGUUCCGCGGCGAUGUGGUGGUCAUGGUGGGCUGCAGCGACAGCGGCCAGGACAUCGCGCUGGACCUCAUCGGCGUCUCCAGGGAGGUACACCUCACGGCCAAGUCCACGGAGGAGGCCACGACGCCGGCGAUGUCCAAGCUGCUCUCCAAGUACGCCAACCUUCACCUGCACCCGCAGAUCGAACACCUGGGCGAGGAUGGGACGGUGGUGUUCGUCGACGGCUCGUGCGUCGUCGCCGACACGGUCAUGUACUGCACCGGGUACGUCUACUCGUUCCCGUUCCUGGAGACGGACGGGAAGGUCACCGUGCGCGACAACCGCGUGGGGUCGCUGUCGUUCGUCGGCGUUCCCAGGAAGGUGCCGGCGCCGUGGUUCUUCGAGGCGCAGGGGAAGUUGGUCGCGCAGGUGCUGUCCGGGAAGAGGUCGCUGCCGCCGGAGGAGGAGAUGAUGCGUUCCGUGGAGGAGCACUACCGCGCCAGGGAGGCCGCCGGCGUGCCGGUGAAGUACACGCACGAGCUCGGCAGCAUCGAACCGCUGAAGUAUAUCGAGUUCGGGAAGAAGUAUUGCGACUUCCCGCGCUACGAGGAUUGGAGGAGGGAGUUCGUCCUGUCUACCAUCAGGAACAGGGACGAAGACCUGGAGACCUUCCGCGAUCAAGCCUUGGAUCCUUCGCCUCUGCACGCCACAGGAGCAGCCAUGGCCUCUCUAGCUCUCAACUGA